CGCGGAGAGCGCCAGUACAUGAAAAACGAUCAAGCGAAUAACUUCGAUAGUGAGAAAGUAAACCGAAACACAUACAACAAAAUGCCUGCAAUUGGUAUUGACUUGGGAACCACCUACUCCUGCGUUGGAGUUUGGCAACAGGGAAAGGUGGAAAUCAUCGCCAACGACCAGGGCAACAGGACGACACCCAGCUAUGUUACCUUCACGGACACGGAGCGCCUCAUCGGCGACGCUGCUAAGAACCAGGUGGCGAUGAACCCCGCUAACACAGUCUUCGACGCCAAGAGGCUUAUCGGCAGAAGGUUCGACGACGAGAAGAUCCAAAACGACAUCAAACACUGGCCCUUCAAAGUCGUCAACGAAGGCGGUAAGCCCAAGAUCGAGGUCGAGUUCCGCGGCGAGAAGAAGAGGUUCAAUCCGGAGGAGAUCAGCUCGAUGGUCCUGACAAAAAUGAAGGAAACAGCCGAAGCGUUUUUGGGCCAGAAGGUGAAAGACGCGGUUGUCACAGUGCCCGCGUACUUUAACGACUCGCAGCGUCAGGCCACCAAAGAUGCUGGAGCGAUCGCCGGUCUCAACGUUCUCAGGAUCAUCAACGAGCCGACAGCCGCGGCGCUCGCCUACGGUCUCGACAAAAAUCUCAAAGGCGAGAAGAACGUUCUCAUCUUCGAUCUUGGCGGAGGUACCUUCGACGUGUCCAUCCUGACCAUCGACGAAGGGUCUCUCUUCGAGGUGAAAGCCACGGCGGGAGACACUCAUCUCGGAGGCGAAGAUUUCGACUCGAGACUUGUUGACCACCUCUGCAAAGAAUUUGAGAGGAAAUACAAGAAGAACAUCAAAUCUAAUCCAAGGGCCCUCCGACGUCUGAGAACAGCGGCAGAACGUGCCAAGCGUACCCUGUCUUCCAGCACGGAGGCUUCGAUUGAGAUUGAUGCACUCUUUGAGGGCAUUGAUUUCUACACCAAGGUCUCUAGGGCGCGCUUCGAGGAGCUCUGCGCUGACCUGUUCCGCUCCACUCUCGAACCAGUGGAGAAGGCCUUGGCUGACGCCAAGUUGGAUAAGCGAUCGAUCCAUGACGUCGUCCUCGUAGGAGGUUCAACUCGAAUCCCGAAGAUCCAGUCAAUGCUGCAGAACUUCUUCUGUGGCAAGCAGUUGAACUUGUCCAUCAAUCCCGACGAGGCAGUCGCCUACGGCGCAGCAGUGCAAGCAGCUAUUCUGACCGGCGAGGGCGGCAAGAACUCAACCCUCCAAGACGUUCUGCUGGUAGACGUUGCACCUCUGUCCCUCGGCAUCGAGACCGCCGGAGGAGUCAUGACCAACAUCAUCGAGCGCAACGCCCGCAUUCCAUGCAAACAGUCGCAGACCUUCACUACGUACUCGGAUAACCAACCGGCUGUUACCAUCCAAGUGUUCGAGGGUGAGCGUGCCAUGACCAAGGACAACAACCAUCUUGGUCGCUUCGAACUCAGCGGUAUCGCACCGGCGCCCCGUGGCGUGCCAAAGAUCGAUGUCACCUUCGACAUGGAUGCCAACGGUAUCCUGCACGUCACUGCCAAAGACACUGCCAGCGGUCGCAGCAACAACAUUCGCAUCACCAACGACAAGGGACGCCUGUCGCGGGAGGAAAUCGACAGGAUGCUGGCAGACGCCGAGCGAUACCGCUCGCAGGACGCAGAGCAGCGCGAGAAGGUCUCUGCCCGCAACCAGAUCGAGAGCUACGUGUUCUCGGUUAAACAAGCAGUCCAGGACAGCGGCGACAAACUCACGCAAUCCGACAAGGAUAGCGUGCUGAGCUUGUGCGACGAGACCAUCCGCUGGCUCGACAACAACACCUUGGCCGAGAAGGAUGAGUACAAACACAAACUGGAGGACCUGCAGAAACAGUGUGCGCCGAUCAUGACCAAGAUCCACACCGGAGGUGCAUCUGGACCCCAGGAUUGCGGGAAUCAAUUCAGACAGGGUGAAGGGAGUAAUAACUACUCCGGUCCAACAGUUGAAGAAGUUGAUUAAGCCAAUGACAUCAAGGCUGAAGAAAAUAGCUUUGCCGAAGUUGAACAUCCCAAAGCAGUUUAAGAAAAAGUGAUAGGUUGCUGGAGUAGCUGCAUUACCAAGUUUUUUCCUAAGAGACUGAUAAUUUAUUAAAAAAUGACUGUUAAUAAGUUUUCAUGUCAGGGCUUAUUGUUCUGGUCUUCCUACUGGGGGCAAAAACAGUAAGUCCUGUAAUCAGUUUUAUUAACUUUCUGUAAAAUUGUCAGUUUGAUUUUAUUACAGAUGGAUUAUAAAACUGGUUCUGUAAAUUUUGUGUGAUACUUGUUAGAUAGAUAAAUAAAUUUUUCAUUUUUUAUAUAAAA
Messenger RNA from Nasonia vitripennis (jewel wasp), 2348 nucleotides. RefSeq names its product heat shock protein 68. The coding region runs from base 19 to 2007 and encodes 662 amino acids. Gene Ontology annotation, molecular function: misfolded protein binding; ATP binding; ATP hydrolysis activity. Gene Ontology annotation, cellular component: cytoplasm. The transcript has 2 exons. Gene Ontology annotation, biological process: protein refolding; cellular response to unfolded protein. The record is from RefSeq and is a predicted model, not a curated record. NCBI's taxonomy places the organism in Eukaryota, Metazoa, Arthropoda, Insecta, Hymenoptera, Pteromalidae.